Molecule: messenger RNA, 3928 nt
Organism: Saprolegnia diclina VS20
Lineage: Eukaryota; Oomycota; Saprolegniomycetes; Saprolegniales; Saprolegniaceae
Exons: 17
Coding region: 23-3916 (1297 amino acids)
Biological process (GO): proteasome-mediated ubiquitin-dependent protein catabolic process; protein deubiquitination
Cellular component (GO): proteasome regulatory particle, lid subcomplex
Molecular function (GO): protein binding; proteasome binding; metallopeptidase activity
Source: RefSeq, a predicted model, not a curated record
CCGGUGGCUUUCUUCGGUUGCGAUGACGAACCUCGGCGCGAAGAUGAGCUUGGAGGUCGCGCUCCAGGACGGCGACGUGGUCUGGGCGCGCAUGUCGUCAUACCCGUGGUGGCCGGCCAUGCUCUUCACGUCCUUCGAGGCGCUCGAGGCCCACAACCUGCCAAUACCCAAGCUCAAGCCGCCGACGAGCGCGACGCCGAUCGUGUGCUUUCUUGACUCAUUCGAGUUCUCAAGCAUCAGCCGCAGCAACAUCGUGGCCUUCGAUACGUACAACGCCAACGACCUACUUCUCGUGGCCAAACACCACAAGCCCAAGCUGGCGCGCGCGAUCGCGAAUGCGCAGUUCAUGCUGAGCACGCGAGCAGAGUGGAGCCUCGAAGAGUACGAAGCCAUUCGCGAGGACAAUGCCGUGGACGAGGCCGCCUACGACGCCGUGGACGAGCUUGCUCUCGAGAGUAAGCCAGCGAAGAAGCAGCGCGUGGCCAAUAACGAGACUGGCGACGCCGAGCGUUUGGCUGUCUCCUCCGCGCCCCAGAGCGAGACCGUUCAAGUGGCCGACGCUCCGAAGCCACCGCCGGCGCAGCGAGUGAAGCGGGAGCGCCCUGCGCCAUCACGAAAACCAUCGGCUGCGAAGAAGAAAAAGCUGCAAAGCGACAGCUCGGAGGUCGAGGUGCCACCGCCAUCUUCGGUACGCCCCGAGACGCUGCAGCGGAAGGGUGCCAAAAGAGAGGGGUCCGCCGACAAGAAGAUGACGGCUCGCGACAAGGCCACGAUACCAAACCCAGCCGUCCCUCGAAGACGAAUGGCUGCGGAUGGAGGGGCGAACGAGGAAGAGACCAAGCCGCCCCCAAAGAAAGCGGCUUCAAAACCCACCGAGGCGAAAUCCCCUCCGCGGUCCCGCGAAAAGAAGGCUGUCCGUCAAGAGAUGCCAGCAGCCGCCAAAGUGCCGUCUGGCGUGGUGUACACGCCCGUCGCCUUGGGCGCGUUGCUGCAGCCGCAACCUCCUCCCAAGAAGACGGCGCGCAAGAUUCUACCACGGCACGGAUCGAUUGUGCUGCUGAGCGAGGCCCCCGUGCGCGAGCCGCCGCUGACGACGAAGAGUGCGUCACCAACCUCUGCCCCAAAGACUCUAAAGACCGAGUCCCAUGAUGCAUCCUUGCCGACCCGAAGCAAGCCACGCGACGACCGACCAAAGCCAGCGACCCCAAAAGCCCGCAAGCCACAUGACCUCUCCAUCUCGACCGUCGAUGCCGACCCAGCAGCGGAGACGCGCUCCACAGACGCCACAGCGAUCCGCGCCAGCGCAAGGAGAGCUUUCGUCCAGAAAAGCGCAGAGAACGAGCCUGUUGAUGCUGUCGUGACGCCGGACAGCACACAAAUUGCGGGUGACGUCGCUCCGCUGGCUGCUUUGGCGACAGGCGUCGCGCUGGAGAAGGGCGCCGCGAUGUCUCUCAACCAGCCUGCGACCCCGUUGCAAGGGCUGGUUCCAGUUGUCGACACUGUCGAAGCGCUCGAGCCAGAGACCGCAGCCGAAGGCGUCGAACCUUCGGUGGCUCCAGUUUCGACGGGCGAGUUGAAGCCCAUUGUGGCGGCGGUCCAUCCAGAGACCUCUGUCAUCGUGGAUGCGUCCGAGACCUCGGACGCGUUGGUCGAGCCAGCAACCGAAGCCUACACUGUCGAUGCUGCGACCUCAAGCGCGAUGGUCGAGCCAGAGUCCUCCGUCAAGGAAGUUGAGCCAGAGUCCUCCGUCAAGGAAGUUGAGCCAGAGUCCUCGGUCAAGGAAGUUGAGCCAGACGCGACGGUCGUGCCAGAGCCCAUCGUUGCCGUGGCCGAGCCGGUUGCAAUGACGGAGGACGAGGUGGUCGAGCGAAAACCACUGGUUGAGAAGGCUGCACUAGAGCCCUCCGUCGAGGAGGUCGAGCCGCCAGAAUCCAAGUUGGCAGCAAUUAAGCCAGAGACAGUUGUCGAGCCCUCCCUGGCAGAAAUCCCGGUCAGCGUGGUCGAGCCAGAGACCAAAGCCCAGCCCGUCCUCGCUGCGGCUCCGAUCCAGGCGGUCGAGCCACUUGUGCAACUUGACGUGGUCGAGCCAGAGACCGUUCUUCUCGAACAACAGAUAUGUGCUGUGGACACCAAAGUUACUCUGGCAGAGCAGGAGCCUUGUGCUCAAGUCGUCGACCUUGAGUCCGAGGUUUCGACCGCUCCACCAGCCGCGCCGACCGAAAUUGCGGUCCAGCCGAGCUCGCCGAUGGCCGCCGCGGAGCAGAUCUCGCCAGUGGUACCGACCCCGGUCGAGCUGGGUGCUCCCAAUGCCCAGAUGACGGUGAUCGAGCCCGAGAGCGUUGUCUUAGAAGUGAUCGAGCCCGAGAGCGUUGACUCGGAGGUGAUCGAGCCCUUUGACUCGAAGGCGAUCGUCAACGAAUUGGUCGUCGAGGAGCCUACGGUCCGAAUGCCCGCGUCGCCUGUAGUCAUUGAGAUUGACGUCGAGACGCCUUAUGACUCGAAAGCGCCAACAAAAGCGACGGCCAAGAAGGCGUCCAAGGCCAAAGCGGCGGCGAAACCCGUCCGACGACCAGCCAAACCAGCCAAAAAAGCCAAGACGCUCGAGUACUCGACCAGCUCCGAGUCGGACGACUUUCGCAGCACCAAGUCUCGGAAGAAGCCCAAGUCCAAGGCCAAGCCCAAGCGCGUCAAGGAGGUGUACGUCGACGACGACGACGACGAUGACGCGUUUGAAGAGGUUGUCUACGCGUCGUGCCAGCACGACCACUCGUUCGUGGACGAGUCCGAGUCGGCUGCCGACACGGCGAAUGACGUCGAUGCGCUCAUGACGCCGCUCUCGAUGUUGUGGAACGACCCAGCGACGACGACGUAUGCGUGCCGGCGCGAGUUUGUCUGGGACCACACGGUCUUUACCGACUCGGAAGAGCCCGAAGUGCGCCACUUUGUCGACGAGCUGCCGACGCGCGGUCGCCGCAACGUCCGUUCGGUGCAGCACAGCCAGCUGCGGCAGAACUUUCUCGCGGGGAACGCGCUGGACCCGCACAUGAUGGUCGAGUGCGCGCAGUACGCGACGCCGCACGCGACGCACGACAAACGGCCGCAGCAGCCGUUCCGCGUCUGCGUGCACCCGGACGUGGCCUUUGUGUGCGACCUCCACGCGCACUUGGCCAUGUGCGAGAUCAUUGGCUACUUUGGCGGCAAGUUUGACCGCGAAGCCAACGUCGUGUACAUCCACGCCGCGUUCCCGUGCCGCUCGAUGCAGAUCGAGGGCGACGACGGCGCGACCGACGUCGAGAUGGACCCGGCGAGCGAGCUCGAGGUGCGCCAGCUCAUUGAAGAGUCGCACUUGGACGUCGUUGGGUGGUACCACUCGCACCCGACGUUUGCGCCGGACCCGUCGAUCCGCGACAUUGAGAACCAAGCGAGCCACCAAGAGCUCUUCAACGAGAUGGCGCACGCGCACCCGUUCGUGGGGCUCAUCGUCGGCACGUACGACGCCAAGCGCAUGGACCCGGUCGGCCUCUUUCGCUACUUUCACGUGCGCGGCGAAAAGAUCAACGGCCGCUCGAAAGCGCCGCUCAUGUACUUUCCCUUUGAGCUCGCGGCCAAGACGCGCCGGUACAAGCCACGUGCGAUCGCGGCUCCGGACGCGUCGGCGAGUCCCAACGUGCUGCAGCGCCUCCGCACCGGAUACGGCGAGAGCAUCCGUGGCUGCGUCGAGCAAGUCAUCCGGCUCCUUGCGUACUACAAGUCGUUUCCGCGUCGGACGCGCUGGGCCCACGCGUGGCAGCGGACGACCAAGGGCGAGAAGCUCCGGAGAUCGCUGUUGCACCACGUGCAAGCCAUCGACGUGGCGCCGUCGCAGCAGCAAGCCUUUGUCGAGGACAUAAUGACGCACGUGCUCGGGUCGUGGUAGUUGGAUAAGACG